AUGAGCAAGAUUAAGCAACAGCUCCAUAACCAGAUCAUUGACCAAGUCUUGCAGCACUCACAAGCAAGCCGCUGGCAUCUAGACUCUAAAACUUGCAACACGGAAAUAUGCUCUGCAAUUAACUUCAAUUUGCUGGACGAACAGGACAUUUGUGAAAAUGCAUACAGCGAAUCUGUUGCAGAUCCCUUGAAUACUCCAGAGACCGGAGAGUGGGUUGGGCUAGAUCGGGAUAUUGAUUCGGACGAUGGCGGCGUGUCUAUUCAAAUUUAA
This is a messenger RNA of Penicillium hordei, 270 nucleotides long. RefSeq lists its product as uncharacterized. The transcript has a single exon. The record is from RefSeq and is a predicted model, not a curated record. The coding region runs from base 1 to 270 and encodes 89 amino acids. Lineage: Eukaryota; Fungi; Ascomycota; Eurotiomycetes; Eurotiales; Aspergillaceae.